Molecule: messenger RNA, 1405 nt
Organism: Coregonus sp. 'balchen'
Lineage: Eukaryota; Metazoa; Chordata; Actinopteri; Salmoniformes; Salmonidae
Source: the annotation of a GenBank genome assembly
UGUCGGAGAUGGAGGAUGCCAUGUUGUCGUCCUUGCGCCCCCCUGAGCACCCGUCUGUGCCCCACCCGCCACCGCCUCGCAGCUCUGCCCCCAACAGCAGGGUGACCACAGAUCCCUCGGAGCUGCCCCCCGACAGGCUCCAUGUGGAGAUAGAGAUGUCCCCCGACUCCCAGAUCAUCCUCUACGGGCCCCUGCUCAAGGCCCUCGUCUCCAUCAAGGUACAGUCAGGGAGACAACAUACAGCACAAAAACUGUGCAGACUCAUAGACCUCAUCCAAAAAAAACCUAGGGAGGGUAGAUGGGAGAUUUGAGGAAAACAUUUGAGUGAUGUGUACAUGCUUCAAGUCAAGGAUUCAGCCCCUUGGUUAGAAAAAGUCACAAUUUCUUUUACCCCUUUUUCUCCCCAAUUUCGUGAUAUCCAAUUGGUAGUCACAGUCUUGUCCCAUCGCUGCAACUCCUGUACGGACUCGGGAGAGGCGAAGAUUGAGAGCCAUGUGUCCUCCGAAACACGACCCUGCCAAGCCGCACUGCUUCUUGACACACUGCUCGCUUAACCCGGAAGCCAGCCGCACCAAUGUGUCGUAGGAAACACCGUACAAUUGGCGACUGUGUCAGCGUGCAUGCGCGCUGCCCGCCACAGGAGUUGCUAGAGCGCGAUGGGACAAGAACAUCCUGGCCGGCCAAACCCUCCCCUAACCCGGACGACGCUGGGCCAAUUGUGCGUCGCCUCAUGGGUCUCACGGUCACGGCCGGCUUCGACACAGCCUGGGAUCAAACCCUGGUCUGUAGUGACGCCUCAAGCACUGCAGUGCCUUAGACCGCUACACCACUCAGGAGGCCGAAAGUCACAAGAUUUAACCAUCCACACAUCCCUCUCCCCCUUCUGUAGGAGAACUACUUUGGUGAGGACGACAUGUACACAGACUUUGAGGAGGCGGUGUCCAGCCCUGUGCUGUCCUCCCUGUCCACCUCCUCCACCCUGGGUUGGUCUCCACUGGGCCUGGACGAUGACAGGAGGGAUGCUGCCACCCUCCACCCCCUGGCCUUGCGCCCCUGGGACAUCACCGUCCUCAUCAACCUCUACAAGGUGCACGGACGCCUGCCCAUGGUAAGUCCAUCCCCACCUACCCCUGCAACAACCAGCAAUCUUUAUCAACAACUAACACAUUAUGUGGUCUACCAGCACCACUUUGUAUCAGUUGUACGAGUGCUGGAGAUAACCCUUAACCCAACCAUUCUUCUAACUCUCUCUCCGCAUGUGUCUGGACAGCACUGUGGCAGCGACAGUCCUGAAGCCCCCUCUGGGUUCCUAGAGAAGCUGUGUUUUGAGAUGAAGAAGGGCUACAAGGAGACCAUGCUCCAGCUUGUGCUCUCCCCGGCUCACAUCUUCAUCAGUGACAACUAC